GCGACGGCAGGAAGUCGACGGCGAGAAGCCCCGGUGCAUGCUGGGACCGUGACAUGAAGCGCAAUGGCGGUUAAACAGCGAGCGGCCCGCGGUCUCACACUGACAUGGCUCCUUUCGUCCCUUCUGCUCCAAACCUGUCGGACUUGUGCCGAAGAACUGACGUGGGAUGAGAAUGGCUAUGUGUUGUACUGCCCCUGCAUGGGUCGCUUUGGGAACCAGGUAGACCACUUCCUGGGAACGCUGGCCUUUGCCAAGAUGUUGAACCGAACCAUGGCGGUGCCCCCCUGGAUAGUGUACCGCCACCACACGCCUCCCUACACCAACGUCCAUGUUCCCUACAGUGAGUUUUUCCAGUUGGAGGCCUUGUAUGCCUUCCACCGGGUGGUCAGUUUGGAAGACUUUAUGGAGAAGCUGGCUCCCGAAUACUGGCCCCCGGGACAGAGGAAUGCUUACUGCUUUGAGACUGCGGCACAGCGGAGUGUUGACAAGAAAUCCUGCCCUAUGAAGGAUGGGAACCCGUUCGGCCCAUUCUGGGACUACGUUGGUGUGGAGUUUGACAAGUCUGUCUUGUUUGGGGGCAUGUCUUUUAACACCUACCACCAACCCCAGUGGAUGAAAAAGUUCCCCCCUGCCGAGCACCCUGUCCUGGCAAUGCCUGGGGCUCCUGCACAGUUCCCAGUGAUAGAGGAGCAUGUGAGCCUGCAGCGCUACGUCGUGUGGUCGGACAAGAUGGUUAAGGAGGGAGAGGAGCACAUUGCCGCCUCACUGACCAGGCCAUACGUUGGUAUUCACCUGAGGAUUGGCAUAGACUGGCAAAACGCAUGCAAAAUGCUAAAGAGUGGAGAUGCAGGGCCUCACUUCAUGGCCUCUCCUCAGUGCGUCGGAUACAACCACCAGACAGCCCUGCCCCUCACCAUGCCCAUGUGCCUCCCUGACCUGGCAGAGAUUCGCAGGGCUGUCAAGCUGUGGGUGAAGAAGACCUCGGCCAGCUCCAUCUACAUUGCCACUGACUCAGAAUCCCAUAGUAAAGAUAUUGAAAAGCUCUUCAAGGGAAAGGUGAAAGUGGUGACUCUCCAGCCAGACUCGGCGCAGCUGGACCUGUACAUCUUAGGCCGCGCCGACCACUUCAUUGGCAACUGCGUCUCUUCCUUCUCCGCGUUUGUGAAGAGGGAGCGGGACGUGCAUGGGCUCCCAUCCUCCUUUUUUGGCAUGGACAAGCCUGGGAAAUCAAAUCCCAGAGAAGAACUCUGAGUAGGAGCAUCGCAAAGGUCGCCCUCGGGGCGCCGAUGAUCGAGGCGGGACAGCGUGUGAAAAGCAGAGGAUAUUUAUUUUUUAUUUGACAUUCUUAAUGAGUAAAGCAAGAUAAGAAACAAGCACAGACAGGUUACAUUUUAGAAUGGGAAUGGAGGAAAGCCUUAUAAGAUGGCAUGUAACCAGUUGGUAGUAUGAAUGUUUUUGAAAUGUUGCAACAUGCUACUACACCAAGAAAUGCUGUUGUUGUUUUGUCUGUUCCCUGCUUGGAAAACCUGUGUGUAUGUUCCCUCUAAAGAUUUGGACCUACCUACUUUUGUUCACUGUAGUAGAGUCAGUUUUCUGCAGUUUCACUUACAUUCCCUUUAGCCACAUUCUGAAAUCUGUCGCUGGAUUUAUGUUUUACAAACCAGACACGUUAGCAGGAACUCUGAUCAUCUCAGUGAACUCUGGAAAAGACUGAUUGUAGCGUCAGCGAUCAUGGCCUUCCUCUCUCUUUUGCCCUCUUCCACUUUACUGUCUCUCCCCACUUUCCAGUCCCUCCAUCUCGCUACAGCUUGAUCUUUUCCUUCCCUCUGUCCUCCUUUACGAGGAGACCACAGUAACUGAUCCUCCUGUCCAUACUAAUUACAAAGAGGAAAAAGGAGACUGCCUUUCCACAUCUCAAUUCACCAGGGCCAGAAAUGAGAUGUGUGGAACGCUGGUGUGAAUGUCACAGGAGCAGUGCUGUUAUUGACAAUGCGAACCAAAGGUUUUUGGUGGACAAAAUGGUUGAUUUGCACCGGAUGAUUUGAUUUACAUCCAAGUGGAAAAUGUGCUGCAAGAUAAUUGUGCUCCUCAGUUUGAAAGCAGUGAAUGCAAUGGUGUUGAAGUUAUUUUUCUAUCAUGUUUUUCACCAAUAAAGAUGUGAACAUUAGAUUUCCAAGAA
This is a messenger RNA of Scophthalmus maximus (turbot), 2179 nucleotides long. RefSeq names its product protein O-fucosyltransferase 1 (gene pofut1). Gene Ontology annotation, cellular component: endoplasmic reticulum. The transcript has 7 exons. Gene Ontology annotation, molecular function: peptide-O-fucosyltransferase activity. The record is from RefSeq and is a predicted model, not a curated record. The coding region runs from base 64 to 1251 and encodes 395 amino acids. Lineage: Eukaryota; Metazoa; Chordata; Actinopteri; Pleuronectiformes; Scophthalmidae. Gene Ontology annotation, biological process: protein O-linked glycosylation via fucose; Notch signaling pathway; regulation of Notch signaling pathway.